This is a messenger RNA of Rhineura floridana, 2290 nucleotides long. It is a transcript of the gene BLMH, whose product is annotated as bleomycin hydrolase. Gene Ontology annotation, molecular function: cysteine-type aminopeptidase activity. Lineage: Eukaryota; Metazoa; Chordata; Lepidosauria; Squamata; Rhineuridae. Gene Ontology annotation, cellular component: cytoplasm. The transcript has 12 exons. The coding region runs from base 109 to 1476 and encodes 455 amino acids. Gene Ontology annotation, biological process: proteolysis; response to toxic substance; L-homocysteine catabolic process. The record is from RefSeq and is a predicted model, not a curated record.
GCCCGACUUCCUACUUCCGAGGCUAUUUAAGAGCUGCUUCUGGCGCCGGUGCCCGGCACUUUCUCUCCCCCCCCCUUCCCGUAGUGGAUCCUGUUGCUGUGACCCGCGAUGAGCGUCCCAGGGUUGAGCCUGAAAAAAACGGCAGCUUUUGCCCAAGCGUUGAAAGCUGAGCCCCGGUACUUGUUGGCCCAGAAUGUUGCCACCUGCAUAGACCCACUGGAGGUGUGCCUGGGGCGGGCAGUGGUGCAAGACACACAGCAGGUUUUCCAGCAUGCCAUACCUGCUGAAGGCAAGCCUGUCACCAAUCAGAAGAACUCGGGGCGCUGCUGGAUCUUCUCCUGCCUGAACGUGAUGCGCCUUCCUUUCAUGAAGAAGUUCAACAUUGAGGAAUUUGAGUUCAGCCAGUCGUACCUCUUCUUCUGGGACAAGAUUGAGCGCUGUUAUUACUUCUUGCAUGCGCUUGUGGAAACAGCUCAGAAGAAGGAGCCCGUUGAGGGGAGGCUGGUGCAGUUCCUGCUUUCCAAUCCCUGCAAUGAUGGCGGACAGUGGGACAUGCUCGUGAACCUUAUUGAAAAAUAUGGCGUUGUUCCCAAGAAGCUUUUCCCUGAAUCACACACAACCGAGGCCUCCAGACGGAUGAAUGACAUUCUGAACCACAAGAUGCGAGAGUAUUGCCUCCGACUGCGAAAUAUGGUAGAGACUGGAGGCAGCAAGGACGAGUUGUCUGCAGCAAUGGACACCAUGAUAGAGGAGGUGUUCAGAAUAGCGACCAUCUGCCUGGGAAGCCCUCCGGACACGUUCUGCUGGGAGUUCUAUGAUAAGGAGAAGGGCUACCACAAGAUCGGGCCGGUCUCGCCCUUGCAGUUCUACAAUGAGCACGUCAAGCCAGUCUUUGACAUGGAGAGCAAGGUUUGCCUGGUCAAUGACCCUCGACCCCAGAACCAAUACAACCAGCUGUACACAGUGGAGUACCUGGGUAACAUGGUUGGUGGGAGGAAGACCCUUUACAACAACCAGCCCAUUGAGCUCCUGAAGAAAAUGGCAGCGGCUUCCAUUCGAGACGGAGAGGCAGUGUGGUUCGGCUGCGAUGUUGGGAAGUACUUCAACGGCAAGCUGGGCAUCAAUGACAUGAAUAUAUUUAAUUACAAGCUGGUGUUCGGGGUGUCUCUCAAGAACUUGAACAAAGGCGAGCGGCUGAUCUUUGGGGAUUCCUUGAUGACCCAUGCCAUGGUCAUCACUGCCUUCAGUGAGAAGGAAGACCAGGAGGAUUGCUUUGAGAAAUGGCGCGUGGAGAACUCAUGGGGUGAAGACCGUGGGAAUAAAGGUUACCUUAUCAUGACUGACGACUGGUUCUCUGAGUAUGUCUACGAAUUGGUGGUGGACAAGAAGUAUGUGCCAGAGGACGUCUUGGCCGUGAUGCACCAGGAGCCGGUCAUGCUGCCUGCAUGGGACCCCAUGGGGGCUCUUGCCAAGUGAACUGUUAUAUGUGUGUGUGUGACCGGAGGGGGGGUGAAGGGCUCGCUGCUGCCUCCUUCUGGUCAACCUGGAAGCGAAGAUGGGAGUAUCUGGAGAGCCCAGAGCCAAAGCCAAGCAGCCCUGUGGCCAAACUCCCACUUGAGGUGCCAGUGUUGAAAAGUGGUAUGUUGCAGAUCUUCAGAGAAAAUAGUGCUUUUCUGUGGACGGGUCUACUCUGCAACCUUGCGUUGAUACGUGCUUUUCAUUGUAGUAUGAUCCUCCUUGCGUUUUUUAAAUUCUUUUAAAUUCUUUUAUUAAUGUACUCAUUUUAAAACGUCAGCAGUGAUUCUUUCAAGCAAACCUUGUGUAGAAAAGAUAGGCCGAGGACGGUGGUGAGAUGAGCACUUGUGGGGGGUGGGAUUGUGUACCACAACGACCACCCAACAGAGAUGAAUUGCUUGUCAGUUGCGGUUUUGAGCUGCUUGGCUGUUUGCUUGUCAAGCAAAGGAUACCAUCUCAAAGAGCAAUGUUUCCUGUCCGUGAUCUUCCAUCUGUCUGUCUUUUCCAACUGAGAUGUGAAUUCAACAGCCUUUAGCCUUGAAACACCGGAAACUUGAAUAAAAGCCUAUGAGAUCUUCUUUUCCCCAGCCCACCAAUCCCAAUGAGGUUCAGCAGAACCAACAAAUGGCUGCAAAGGCUGAGUUCGAGAGCACCCAGUUCCUGAGUGAAAUGGGUUUUUUCUUUAAAAAAUUUUUUGCUGUGUUUUAUUUGAAUACUGUCUCUACAACUACCUGGUGCUAUGAAGCGUGUGAAUAAAAACACCUGGAUGAAUGAC